ACAUUUAAAGUGAAGAUCUUAAUAAUAAGGAUACUCGGCUCGGCUGGUCGUGUAUAUUGGUUCGUUUGUUGAAUAGGAGGGCGAGAAUUUCAGAUGUUGAAGGGGCUUCGCUAAGCUGCGGGGAGGUACUUACGACGUGACCAAUCAUCGCUCUUGCUGAUUCAUUUCAGGCUAGCCUGUUUAGUGAUCGUCCAAGCUUAAAUCUCGAUCUAAAAAUAUAUCUUCACUUCGUUCCUUCCUCCGUCGAUUGUCGUCAUUCCGACAUCACAACAUGUGUGUCGUACGGUGAACGACCAAGCCAAUUGCAAGCCGCAAGCCAUAUGCUUCGUGCACAACACUGCUGAGCCUCCUCAAGCUCAGCACGUCGUUCUUCUAUUUUGCGCAUACUGAUUCUUGGAUAUAAAGUCGUGGAUGAGGAAGUUUCCUUCUCUUCGUCAUUUCAUCCAAUUUUCAUCAGUAUCCCUGUCGCAUGAUGUAUUCUCUUAUUCGCAUCAUUUCUACGUUCUCGAUUCUCUCCAUUGCCAUCGCAUACCCAUCAAACGUAUUUCCCCUCCGUAGACGGCACGAAGUCACCAGGAGAGGAUUUUCACAAGGACUGGUUUCACUGCUAUCAACUUCACUAGGUGAAAUUGUUGAUGCUGAAGUCAAGUUGGGAGGUCAAUCAUUUUUUGUUGAAAUUGAUCUUGGCAGCUCCGAUUUGUGGGUAGUGGCGAAUGGCUACCAAUGCAUUGACAGAUCAACAAAUGCCGUUCUUCCACAAUCAUCAUGUUCUUACGGAAAUUCAACUUACACGCCUUCGUCAACGUUCAGUCUCAUUGCCAACGAGACUUUUGGAGUCUUUUACGGUGCCGGAAUUGCACAAGGAAUGGUGGGAAACGAGACAGUGACGUUCGGGAAUAUCACUGUGCCACAGCAAACAGUUGGCAUUGUCGCCAGUACUACUAAUCAAGGUGAUGGAGUUAAUAGUGGCAUCCUCGGAUUGGCGUACCCUGACCUUACAUCUGCGCAUCCUGGGACAGACAUCGACAAUACAACUUUUCUUUACGAUCGUCUUCCAUACAACCCACUGGUGUUCAACAUGGCUGCUCAAGGUCUCAUCGAACCUUUCUUUAGCCUAGCAAUCGAAAGAACUGCAUUUGAUCAAGAAACCGGACCAGGUGGGUACCUGUCUCUUGGCGAGAUAGCUCCUGUUCCGCAUUCGUCGAAAUGGGUUUCGACGCCAGUUGUCAUCCUGGAUCAGAUUCCAAUCAACGUCACUGCCAACAAAAGACAGUUGUCAUACUGGGCUCUCGAAGUCCAAAGUGUAUACUAUGGCUCCCAAACAUCUCCGAGCAAACGGAACUCCGCUCCAACCGAUGCGAGUCACCUUUCAGGGAACAAGACAUCUUUCAACGCCGUCCUCGACAAUGGAAACUUCAAUACCUUCCUCCCUAGCGCUGUAGCUGAGGCUAUCAACGCGGACUUUUCGCCACCAGCAACCUCACCUGGUCCCACGGGCUCUGGUGAUUACCAGUGGCCAGUUGCUUGUAAUGCUACCCCGCCAGCCUUCGGCGUCAAGAUUGGAGGGGAGAUCUUUUGGCACGAUGCUAGAGAUAUGAUCUGGAACAAUGGAGAUGGAACGUGUUCGAGUGCGAUCGCAAGAGCCGAAGAUGUUGCUCUUGAAGGCGUUGUGGCGAGCUUUUUGGGUAUACAAUUCUUCAAGAAUGUCGUGUCAAUAUUUGAUUUUGGGCAAAACGAAAUCAGGUUGGCGGCCAGGAUGUGAGCGUGAUUGCUGCUUGUAUUCUGUAAAUAAAAAAUGUGAAGGGGAUCCUCAUGCGAGCUAAAAAGUUAAUGAACUUGUCCUUCAGUAAAAGGGACGAAACUCUUCUACUUUGAAGAUCGUGCACCAGAUAUUCAUGCCCAAAUCUUGAAGAAUGUUUUUGGGGUUUUCUCAUUGUUCGCGGCAGAAUGAGCGUG
This is a messenger RNA of Mollisia scopiformis, 1956 nucleotides long. RefSeq names its product acid protease. Gene Ontology annotation, molecular function: aspartic-type endopeptidase activity. The record is from RefSeq and is a predicted model, not a curated record. Gene Ontology annotation, biological process: proteolysis. The coding region runs from base 470 to 1762 and encodes 430 amino acids. Gene Ontology annotation, cellular component: fungal-type vacuole. The transcript has a single exon. NCBI's taxonomy places the organism in Eukaryota, Fungi, Ascomycota, Leotiomycetes, Helotiales, Mollisiaceae.